This is a messenger RNA of Rhipicephalus sanguineus (brown dog tick), 3658 nucleotides long. RefSeq lists its product as uncharacterized. NCBI's taxonomy places the organism in Eukaryota, Metazoa, Arthropoda, Arachnida, Ixodida, Ixodidae. The transcript is spliced from 3 exons. Bases 337 to 2022 code for a protein of 561 amino acids. Gene Ontology annotation, cellular component: nucleus. Gene Ontology annotation, molecular function: DNA-binding transcription factor activity, RNA polymerase II-specific; transcription cis-regulatory region binding. Gene Ontology annotation, biological process: regulation of transcription by RNA polymerase II. The record is from RefSeq and is a predicted model, not a curated record.
CGUAUUUCUCUAUCACCAGGCCCAAUCUUGGCGCAGUGUGCGCGGCUUCUGUUUGUGCUGUUGUUAAUACACUCUGAUAAUAGAUGAUGAUCGCUGUGGCCUUUCCCGUUGUAUCGAGUGAUCUACCGGAGGAUGCAACCCAGUUCUGGCCUCUACUGACUCUACGCGACUGUUCUGCACGAAGCCAGGCCACAGAACACUUAUAACCCUUGUAACCAAACCAGGCAUAAGCAAGCCAGGCCGUACGAAGCGGUGUUCUUUUGGCGCUGUAUAUGUUCGUGUGCUAAAUUAAUUUAUUCUUGCUGUUUGUGAUCCGCUCGUCAACGCCUACUCGACAUGAAGCAGAAGACUGGAACUGGAGUCGCACUUCCCAACGCACCAAAGAGAUUCCGAUGCACCGUGGGCAGUUGCUGUUCGAUGGAUGGACAAGCCAAGCUGUUUUCAUCGCAGAAGCUCCUUAACCAGCACUUUUUCAAGGUUCACGCCGAAAAGAAGUAUUCGUGUUCCAAAUGUGGGAAGAAAUUCGGAGCUGACUGGCUGUCUAAACACCAUGAGGCUACUUGCGGAAUAUCCUGGCUUUGCUCGUGUGGGGCAAGCUACCAGAACAGGGAAGCCCUUCUAACACAUGCGAGGCGACGCUCUCACGCACUGCCAUUUGAACGAAAGCGAGGCGAUGCGUGCAAGCAAAAAACAGCCCAUGCCCAGCCAUUGCAAACAAUUAUCCUCCCAGUGGCUACUCAAGUGAUUGUAGUUAUCCCGGACCCGAAUGAGAAGACUACUGGUUCAAAUGAUCAGAACACUACAAAAGCGCCUUCACAAUGGCGAAGCAUUGUUCCCAAGUCAAAUCAUCUCAGUGAUUUGCCUUCCUGUGGACUAGACACCAAUGCUGGAGUCUUAUCUGUAGAGAAAGUGCAUCAAAGUUCCCAAACCACUGUGUCAUGCAGGUGCAAGCGCACAAAGGAUUCAUGUAUUCAAGCUUGCGGUAACGAUGGUUCUAGGAGGGAUGCAUCUGAGCUUGUUAACCUUCCACCUAAGGCUUGCAAGCGCUCCAGAGCCAUGAAAACAACUGUGCACACACAAACCUGCGACUCUGGUGUUCAACUUGGGAAUGUGCAGCCCUUGCUGUCCAGAGGGGUGAACAAGAAAAUGCAUCAGGGCUGCAGCAUCCAAACUCAGACAACUGAAAGUGUUUUUAUGGAUAAGGCCCAAAAGGCACGUGGGAAGAGUCCCUGUUUGAGGCAAGAGCCCGACAAAUUGGACAAGGAAAUUGCCACAAGCGAACUGUUAUGUGACUUUGACCAGCUACUGUUCAAUGGUUGUACAGCUCCCACCAAGGAGUGGAUGGACUUUUUCUCCAGGAGUUCUUCGUCUACGCAAACUCUUGAGUCUGAUGCACUUCUCAAAGACCUGAGUAGCUCUUAUUCACCUUCCCGCUCCCUCUUCUUAGAUGGGCCAAGGCAAAAUUUUCCUCAAAUGGGGCUCCCAGACGUCCCACUUCAGCAGCAUUGGAGCAUAAUUUCAGAAAAACCAACUAUGAUGCCCGAUUUAGGUCCAAUCUGCGAGUCUGUGGAGACUAAUUGCUUGGAGGACAGCUUGCGGGAGGUCAGUCGCAUCCUGUCGUCUCAGACACAGACAGACAAUCAUUUUGAUAGCCUCCUUAUUGAAAACAUGCAACAAACCGCAGCUCAAACAGAUUUUCCGCCUUCUUCGCACACUGAGACGCAAACUAAUGAAGAUGUAUCCUUUGAGGGCACAGAUGUAUUGCAUAUGGAAACCCAGACAUCGGGGUUUUUGUUUUGUGACUUUGAGAGUGUCGAUAUUGAGACACAGACACCAUGGAACAAUAUAGACUUCAAUUUAGAUGACUUUGUGGUCGACUCGAGUUUUACUGAGAAAAAGGAUGCAGAAUCUCAGAUUGAGUACCAUCAGUUUCUCUCCUCAUGGCCUUGCCUGAAAAUGCCAGAUGAGGAGAGCUUCAAGUACUCCAACAACAUGCACACCCAGACUGGUGGACUGAUAUAAUUUAAAAACUUCAAGUGCACUCAAUGAACUGUGACCAUGCUCUUUGUUGUUGCUGGGUCCCGAGACCAUAUCUUCUUUCUGGGAGCAGUACAGUAGUGAGGCCAAGCCAAACAGUGACGUGAACGAGCAUUUUCCUUAACCAUUUUAAACUGUAGCACAAGUCCGAGCACAAGAGAAGAGCCACCUACAUGGUUUUCUCUUGGGCACCGUUUUCCAUGUGGUACAGAUUAAAGUGGUUAACAUGUACUGCGUUGCCCAGUUUUCUCUUUUGCUUAAAAACAUUUUCUUAGCUUUAAGGCUGAAAUAUAGGCCGAGGUAUGUAACGCCAAGGGGGGCAAGUGAUCACAUUAAGGGCAAAUCAGCAAGCAUUGCACAUGGCUGCUCGCCUGCGUCAGCGUGCUUCAGUUCGCUUUGCUAAACAGGUUCACUAUAAUAGCCCUCCACAUCAAGCACUGGUGAUGCUUCCUGCACACGGCGAACCUUUUCUAGCGCCAGUACUUGCUGUGACAAAGCAUUUUAGGCGGUCGCUUGGACAUCGCUCCAGUAGGUGGUUGAACGCCCCCAAAGUAUGCAGACCUAGUGACUCCUUGGUGAGGGCUAGUUGGUUCAUUUCCCUACUAAACCUGAAACAGCACAAGGAUAUGCAUAUGAACAGAAACUUCGUCUCUGGUGUCUGUUUCUCUGAUUUUCUACAGGCUCGCUGUUUCAGUUUCGUAUAAAUAGCAUUAUUCAAGUAUAUAGGUUAUACCAUGGUCACUACAGUCGCCGUUUACAUGCGACUUCGGCUUAAAUCUUGAGAAACGGCUAAUGGUAGAGGCUAGCGCCUUCACUUUUCAGUUAUCUGCAGUUUUGUCGGUUACAUUCCUUAAAAAAAAAAACAUAAAUCCAUGCAGAAACUCCCGUGAGUGUUGUCCAAGUGAUGCGUAAGCGUAGAGUUUUAUUGUAGAAAACUGCGUGGCCGCUGCCUUCCCUGGAACGUUGUUGUUGUGCGGCGUGGCACAGAGUCUUUCCUCUUUCUAGCGCUCGUCAGAGUCGAACGUCCCCGCGGAACGUGCAUCCCGCUACCACCGAAACACGUGUUUAGCAUCGGAUUUUCGCAGUCGGAAUUUUCCUUACGUGUACAAUCUUCCAUAACGGCUUCACAUCUUGUCCUAGAGAGGGUUGUUAUUCCACCGCCACAGAAUGUUUCAACGAAGCCUUCAUAGAAAUUGUUCUCCUUUUUAGUUUAAUUUGUACCGCCUGUACAACGUGUUCAUAUCGUUCAGAUAUAUUCAAACUUCGCGAGCGCCAAGAAUUUUUUUUUGUACAUUUAUUUCUUUGUGGGGAUUCGCCUUACGUAACAGAGGGACGGACGGACGGUUUUCUCAAUGAGUCGGCAUCAGUUAAAACAGAAAGAGCUCGGGGAGGCCGCAUACAUGAGGUUUACGCACUAGCCGUGACUCUUUGGCUCGAACACGUGGCACUGACUGACCCAUUUGACUCAUUUCGAUGAGUACCAGAAACAUUUUUGUCGGGCAAGUACGCGCGACUAAAGCCCCUCUACCUAAAGUAGCGGGCAUUAUAGGUGCGACUGGUACUUUCGUGGCAGUUGUGGAGUCACCGCGCAGACGAAAGGGCGUAAAUACACGUUUUGAGA